GCUACAGUUUCUCCAAAGUUUUAUGUUGAUAUAUCAAUCUAGUCGUUCCAGGAAACUGAAAAAAGGACGUGCUUGGGGCACACCCUAGUGGUUGGUUUGUACACUGCAGCCAAAAAUUGAGGACAGGACAGGCGUCAGGUGCGAUAAUUAAGAAGAUAUUUACAAGGAAGGCAGAAGAUUUUUCUCAAAAGAUGUGAGAAGCAAGGUGGGAGAACUGACUGCUUUAUUCUUCUGUCUACUUUAAUAAAUAAUGUCUUCGGUGAGGGUAGCGGUCCGAGUCCGUCCUUUGAACAAAAGGGAACAGCAAAUAUCUUCCAAGAAGAUAAUUCAAAUGGAGGGGAACAGAACAUCUAUUUAUAAGCCCUUAGCUUUUGGUGGGGACAAGCUGGAGGAUGGAGUGAAAACCUUUUCAUAUGACUACUCCUAUGAUUCAUCUGACAAAGGAAGCCCCACAUUUGUAUCUCAGGAGAAGCUUUUCCAAGAUCUGGGAUCUGAGGUCUUGAAAGCGGCAUUUAAAGGUUUCAACGCCUGUAUGUUUGCCUAUGGCCAAACGGGCUCAGGAAAGUCUUACACUAUGAUGGGUGAUGAAGAGGAUAAAGGUUUAAUUCCAAGGAUCUGUGAGGGUUUGUUCCUGGAACUAUCUCACAGAAGCAAGAGUGAGGCGGUGUCAUUCCGCACAGAGGCCAGCUAUCUGGAGAUCUACAAUGAACGUGUGCAGGAUCUUCUCAAAAGAUCUCCGUCCACAGAUAAUGCAGGCUUGAAAGUGAGGGAGCACCCCAAGGAUGGACCCUAUGUGGAAAAUCUGUCAAAGCAUGUGGUUCACAACCACAGCGACAUGGAGGACCUGAUCUGUCGUGGUGAUGCCAACCGCACCAAAGCCAGCACGGGCAUGAAUGACUUCAGCAGCCGCUCUCACGCCAUUUUCACCAUUAAGUUUACCCAGAAGUGUUUUAACAUGGAGUUUCCACAUGAAACACUCAGUAAGAUUCACCUGGUAGAUCUGGCAGGCAGCGAAAGGGCCAAUGCUACACACACCACGGGCAUCAGGCUGAAGGAAGGUGCCAACAUCAACAAAUCCCUGGUCACCCUGGGGAGUGUGAUCUCAGCUCUUGCUAACCCAAGUAUGGGUGGGCAAUCUGCAAAAAAGAUCUUCAUUCCUUAUAGAGACUCUGUGCUGACAUGGCUCCUAAAAGACAGUCUCGGUGGAAACUCUUUAACCACCAUGAUAGCAACCAUUUCCCCUGCUGAUGUGAACUACGGGGAGACCCUGAGCACUUUGCGAUAUGCGAACCGAGCUAAGAACAUAAUGAACACUCCCACGGUGAACGAAGAUGGCAGCGUGAAGGUGAUCAGAGAGCUGCAGGCAGAGGUCAACAGACUCCGAACUCUCCUGGCAGAAGCCUCUCAGGUUUUCCAUGGGGAGUUGUCUACUUCAGUAAAGGUGGAGGCGAAGCUGUGUCAGAAUGAGACAGAGGCUGUGGCACUGAACGGACAAUGGAGCAGUAGAUGUGAGAAGGACAAUUUUCUGCAGGAGGAGACUGUGGCUCUCAGAAAGGAGGGGAGUGGAGUCGUCUUGGACUGCCAGUUACCUCAUCUGAUAGGCAUUGACGAAGACCUGCUAAGCACUGGAAUCAUCCUCUAUUAUUUGAAAGAGGGCAGAACAUUGAUUGGGAGUGAUGAAGCAUCAUGUAGUCAGGAUAUUGUGCUUCAUGGACCUGGACUCCUCCGUGAACACUGUGUGCUUGAGAACCAUGCUGGGACUGUGACUCUCUUCCCUCAGGAUGGUGCACUGUGUUCAGUCAAUGGUUCUGUGGUCAAAGAUCCCCAGCAGCUGAAGCAGGGCUCAAUCAUUCAACUUGGAAAUGGAACCAUACUUCGGUUUAACCACCCAGCUGAAGUUACCCAACUGAGAGAGAAACAGGCACAGAGCAAGCCGCUGUCUGCCUUCAACCUCACUUUGACUGACUUGUCCAAAUCUACUGAGAAUCCAUCCAAGAGAAUGCUGAAAAAUUCACGGAGUUAUGAAGAUUUCGACCAUAAAGAAGUUGGACAAAAGCAAAAGAUGGAAAGUCUGACCGGCUCCAACUGUAACAAAAAAAGUCUUUCAUCAGAAAACAUUGUAGUUUCCAAUCAGAUAGAGGAAAAGAGCAGUCAUUUCAGUCAGAUGGGGGUGCUGCCUGUGGAGAGUGGGUCCAAAGACCCACAUGUCUGUCUUAAAUCUACCCUGGAGAAGCUCAUGACUACAGCCAUUCCUAGAAGAGAUCCUGAUGUCCCUUGCACUGGUUUUGAGUUGGACAGAGAUGCACUACAGGGUGGAGUAAGCACCAGGGAUGGCCAGAAACAGGAGAGGGACUUGUGUCAUAAAUCAGGGCCAAGGCUCAUGUCUGAGAGGCCACAGAGGAAAGCUCAGAGUGGAACUGCAGUUGCAAGUUAUAUGGAAGAGAAGGUUUGGUCAGGGGAUGCCAGCCUCCAGCAGACAACUGUCCUGGGCCCGGGUGAUGGAUGUGGCAUGAAGCCAGAGGGGAAUGCUAAUGACAUCCAAGGUGUCGUGACUGACUGCUAUAAGAGAAGACCUGACUCUGGUGGGAGCUCAUUAGGCAGCAUGUCUCACCUGCAGAGAAGUGGAGGAGGUAGCUUCAUGUCGGUCCUCCCACAGACCAGCACUCAUUCUCAGCUCGACGGAAAGCCUCUCAACAGUCAGGCAUGCUGUCCACCUAAAGACUCAGAAUUUGAGGGCCAUUUCAGUUGUAAAGAGAUGGAUAAAUCUGGAGGUUUGCAGGAGAUGGCGGGAGUUUGUGUGACAGAUUCUUUUGAAGCUAAAAACUCAGGACUGGCCUCUUUGCUUAGCAGAGUUUCUUGGAUUGUCCAAGAUGCAACACGUCGACUUUGGAAGUCUCCCACAAUACUGCAGCAAAUCACGGGCAUAAAGUUACAACCUAUUGGUUCCCAGUGGUCCAGCCAUGUCGUCUCUCUGGUCAGGGAAAGUAAUGUUCUGUCUGUAGUGAAGGACAGUCAGGUCUCCUCCAUAGUUAGAGGGAGCUUUGUUUUUUCUCUCUUCAGAGAUAGUCAUAUUUUCUCGGUAGUGAAAGAACUACCUUUCAUACAGCACAUCCAGAUGAAUAUAACUCAACAUCUUCAGCCUGAGGAGACGGUUAAGAUGAUUCAAGACUUCCUUAAUCCUGACAACACCCCACUCUCAGCCGUGACACCAGCACAAACCAUGGUAGAAGAAUUGCAAGGUGAUGUGCAGCAAAUCCCAGAGGAUAUCUCGAGAAGAGAUUGGCAGUCCCCACAAAAGCAAGACAGAGCUGAUAUUCAUGUAAAACAAGGAGAUGAAAAUGUUACAAUGUCUUUGCCAUCAAAUUAUCUCAGUGAGAUGGAUGUUACCCAUGAACCUAGAAGAGGAAAUCAGGCAAUGGAAGACUCAAAGAUUGUGCACAUUGGCAUUCAAACAUUAAUAGAAUUUCCUGAUUCCCUGGUGAAAUUACAAACUCUGCCGCUGCAAGACAUGAUGGACACUUUACAAUCCAUCAUUCCCAACUCAGUGUUUACCUCCAAAAGAAUAGUAGCUCUCCAGUGGCUCAAUGUGGCUACAUGUAGCCAGCCUGAACCCCAACCUGCCCUUCUGAUCCUGAUGGAAACUGGUCUUUAUACCUUGACCAUUAACCUUGGGUUCCUGGUCCUUUUACAUCACCUACCUUUGAUGCAGCUGAGGGAGAUACACGUAGGCUUAGCAGGCCACAGUUUACGUCUAAUGGGCACUACAGAGGAAAGCAUGCUAGCAGUCUAUACCCAUAGCCAGAAGCAUACCAAACAACUGUGCUGGACAAUACUGGAUGUGAUCUGUCCUGGGGACAUCAGGAUAUUGCACUACCCACUGCUGCAUGAAGACUUAAUGAAGAUGUCUUUAGACUGUCAGUUCUGUCUACCUGACCUGCUGCUGGAUGCUGGUUUAAAGGUUUACUGCCGAUUUCAGAAGAGCCUCAUAGAUCUGGUGUAUCUUAUUCAUUGUAAUAUGGAUGGAGAGGCCAUCACUCUGGGAGAGAUGCAGCUACUUCUAUACGCAAGCGUAGCAGUGCAUAUCAGCCCUGGUAGCCACAGCAAACAUUUAGCCCAAUUCUUUCUCACAGAUACACAUCUUGGUCUGGUCAGGGAGGAUGCCGUCUUUCACCCAGCUCCACAGUCCGUCACCGUAGAGGCCCGCCAUGCGCAGUUCCGUGACUUAACUCUUCGUCAGAACUCAGAUGUGCGCUGCAUACUGGUGCACGAUGAAGACAAGAGUGGAUCUGUCAGACUGGAUGUAAUCCUUGCAAAUGUGAGGGGCAGGGGUCACCCUGAAAGCGUGACGAAGGCAGCUACCUCGUCUGAACAUGCUCUAAAUUCAUCUCUGCAUGCAGAAGUGUGGAAAUUAACUUUCAGCUGCUCCACUGAGGCUGCCUGCCUGAUUAAUCACUUGUCAAACGUCUGAUCAAGGUCUGAACGGUCGGUAAUGAACAACCCAGCUUGAAAACUCUCACUCAUGGGGCGUAAUGUCAAAAGUGCAUCCCAACCAGACAGCGCAAAGGAUGAGUUUAUUGUUAUAAAUGACAGUUAAAACUAUGACCUACUUGAGGUUUUUGUAUUUUUAUUUAUUUUUUGUCAUAUUAAUGUCGCAUGGCUUUUGCACUUUAUCUUUAAACCCUCUAAUGUCUUUGUUCUUGGACUGUUUGUGUUCUUUACUGACCUCCUCCCCAUUAUUUUUGUCAGUUUGUUGUUCAGUGUUUUAAAUAAUGUUUAAUAAGUUUUGUAAUGUUCUUGAAAGCUUUUAGAUUACUAAUCUGAACAAAUUCACACGACUGUCA
Molecule: messenger RNA, 4841 nt
Organism: Melanotaenia boesemani (Boeseman's rainbowfish)
Lineage: Eukaryota; Metazoa; Chordata; Actinopteri; Atheriniformes; Melanotaeniidae
Gene: kif16bb
Product: kinesin family member 16Bb
Exons: 20
Coding region: 251-4468 (1405 amino acids)
Biological process (GO): microtubule-based movement
Molecular function (GO): microtubule motor activity; microtubule binding; ATP binding
Source: RefSeq, a predicted model, not a curated record